CCAGCCAGCCAGCCAGCUAGCACUGUGUGCUAUGGAGACUGGGUGCCGUUAUUCACUGUUCAGCUGAAUUAGAUCAUUCUGCCUGUCAGCUAUUGAUUGGAGAUGGAUAAGUUAGUAGGCCAGUGUGCGAGAGAGAGCCAGGCCUUGAGUCACUACAGUAAAACUGACUCACAGCUAGGCGUUAGGAGAUUACAUGGAUACGGUGGGGGGAUGACAGUUCCCUAAUGCUCCUGCCAUCUUGCAUUCCACUAACACCCUAUGACACGGGUUUAGGCUCCCGGCAAAGAUGUCCCGCGCUGCAUCAAAAUCCCGUGCUGAGAAGGGGCGCACAAACUCUGCUCCUGCACCCCCUCCUCCUCCUUCCCAGAGUCCAGAUGUGGUGGACAUUGUCCCGGGCCGCCUGACAGAGUCUAACUGGGUGUCCAUGCUAGUGCAGGAGGAAGGAGAGGAGGUGGUGGUGGAGGUCCUGCAUGAAUUCAUGAACCAUAUCAUGGAGAAGUGUUACACUGUGUACCUCCAGAGACAGCCAGAGUUAUUCACAACGUCUUGGGCCCGAGAUUAUUUGGUGCAGAUUCUGGAGUGGCAGUUCCUGGUCCAGGAUGAGGGGGAGGGACCAGACAGUGCCCCCUCCUGGGAAGAAGAUUCAGAGCCCCUGCCGUCAACUACAGACUCCUGGGCACAAGGCUGUGUGCUGGUUCUUCAAGCCAAGCCAACAAAAUACCCUUCUCCCCUACAGAGGUCCACUCCGGUUGGUGAGGUGGCUGGACGGACAGGUCAUAGGGCCAAUCACAAGACUCACACAGUGAGCCAGCUUAGUUUCUCUCCCAAGCAUUCCAGAGAAGACAGAAAAGCCAGAGAGCCACCAGGUUUUAGGGGUUUCAAACUAUCCCCUGCCCCCCCACCUGCCCCCCCACCCAUAACUGAGGGAGGGACCUGGAGGCAGCAUCACUCAUCACCCACCACUCCUACAGAGGACUACCUGCAGUCUCCAAGGCAUUCUCUGAACAGCUCAGUGACUGAGGAAGAAGAGUAUGUAGAGACAUGCCCAAACAUCUCUGUCCAAAGUGUUAAGCUCCGUCCUCAGCGUGGAGGCUUCCCAGCCAUGCCGAGACUGGAUCUUGCACGUCUUCCACGCCAUCGUGUCUGGCCCCGAUAUGAAGUGCUGGAUGCCAGUCCCUCAAAGCGCCAUCCAUUGAGAACCGGAGGUCCACUGGCAGCAGGGCAGAAUCUUGAGAAACAACACACCACACAGACAAAGGCAAUGAAACCCUUGACCAAAUACAAAGGCCCAUCCACUGCCCAGAGGAGAAGUGCCCUGACUGGGGCAGUCUGUCUGACCAUUAAAAGGAGGAGUAUUCCGCAUGGGGGCAACAGUGAGGGGAUUGUACCCUUCUCUGGCACCCUGUUGCUGGAUAGCAUGGAGCUGGCCCCUGGGGUCACUCUCAAAGGCCCCCAGGGGACCCGUUUCAGCCCCCUCAAAGGAUGCUCAGCCCAGUCAGAGCACAGUGCAGAGCAGAGGCCCAUACGGAACAAUCUGCCUGUGCCACUGUUUUCCCUGGAGGAGCUGACGGCCAGACCAGACCCUCAGGUCAACACACUGAUUUGACACCAACUGGGCCAUAACUCAAGAACUUUGGGAAGGUCAAUUACUGAAGACAAAAUAAUGGGAUCCAUUUCAUGACAAUAACUUUAAGAAUUAAAGAAAUAUACAAAUUGUUGAGAUUAAAUAACGUUAAAAAAAGUA
Molecule: messenger RNA, 1744 nt
Organism: Salmo salar (Atlantic salmon)
Lineage: Eukaryota; Metazoa; Chordata; Actinopteri; Salmoniformes; Salmonidae
Source: RefSeq, a predicted model, not a curated record